AUGUUACAGGUCCACUAUAUUCGGAGAAACUUCAAGAGUAUUGACUUUGGGCAAGAGGAUCUUAAAAGCUUGAGUGAUGCAGUGGAUGGUUUUUCGCUUAUGACCUAUGACUUCUCAGGGCCGCAGCAUGCACCUCUGAAGUGGAUCCGUUCUACUUUACAGCUACUCCUUGGUCCCUCCGGUACGGGUACUUCUAGCCUGGCCCACAAGAUAUUUAUUGGUAUCAAUUUCUAUGGCAAUGACUUCAUCCUCUCCGAAGGCCUUCUUCGAUUAUUUGUCUUUGUUGGAACAGCACAGGCCUUCUUCUAUUCAGUGGGAGAAGAGCAGCGCGGAGCAUUUUCUUUUGUAUACACUGACAAUAAGCGUGUCAAGCAUGUAGUGCUGUUUUAG
Molecule: messenger RNA, 390 nt
Organism: Diospyros lotus (date-plum)
Lineage: Eukaryota; Viridiplantae; Streptophyta; Magnoliopsida; Ericales; Ebenaceae
Exons: 2
Coding region: 1-390 (129 amino acids)
Biological process (GO): carbohydrate metabolic process
Cellular component (GO): extracellular region
Molecular function (GO): oligosaccharide binding
Source: RefSeq, a predicted model, not a curated record